Messenger RNA from Zingiber officinale, 1441 nucleotides. RefSeq names its product 2-methyl-6-phytyl-1,4-hydroquinone methyltransferase 1, chloroplastic-like. The record is from RefSeq and is a predicted model, not a curated record. Gene Ontology annotation, biological process: methylation. Lineage: Eukaryota; Viridiplantae; Streptophyta; Magnoliopsida; Zingiberales; Zingiberaceae. The coding region runs from base 164 to 1192 and encodes 342 amino acids. Gene Ontology annotation, molecular function: 2-methyl-6-phytyl-1,4-benzoquinone methyltransferase activity. The transcript has 4 exons.
CAAAAAUCUAGGGUUGGAAAAGCAUUUAAUGGAACCACACCACUAAUAAUGCUCGGCAAAGAUGUGGUGAUGAGGGAAGAGCUUCCACAGAGUGGGAUAAAGCGGUUGCUGUUCGUCUUCUAGGUUUCUCCGCCUUGGUGGAUCUAUUGGCGAAGAACGUAAGAUGGCUUCUUCCUACAUUCUCAAUGGAGCAGAAACACUCACUUUCUCCAAAGGAAGAGCCCCAAUUGGGUUGGCCUUCAAGGGGCCUUCUCUCAAUGGGAUAUGCCUCCCCAUGAUAGGUUCGAUCUCAGUCACCGGUGGAAGUAUCAGGGCAAAAACGUUGGUGCCGAGAUGCAGCCUUUCGUCUUCUCGGCCAGCGUCUCAGCCCCGCUUCAUCCAGCACAAGAAAGAGGCAUUUUGGUUCUACAGAUUCCUCUCCAUAGUGUAUGACCAUGUCAUAAAUCCCGGUCAUUGGACCGAGGACAUGAGGGACGAGGCUCUUGAGCCUGCUGAUCUGUAUGAUCCGAGGUUGAAGGUCGUGGAUGUCGGUGGCGGGACUGGGUUCACGACGUUGGGCAUUAUUAAACACAUACAUCCCAAGAAUGUCACCAUUCUCGAUCAGUCUCCGCACCAAUUGGAGAAGGCAAAGCAAAAGGAGGAACUGAAAGAGUGCACAAUCAUUGAAGGGGAUGCUGAGGAUCUUCCUUUCCCGACUGACUCUGUGGACCGCUACAUUUCUGCUGGAAGCAUUGAGUAUUGGCCUGAUCCUCAACGUGGAAUCAAAGAAGCAUAUCGAGUACUGAAACUUGGAGGGUUAGCUUGCAUCAUUGGUCCUGUAUAUCCAACAUUUUGGCUAUCACGCUUCUUUGCCGAUAUGUGGAUGCUGUUUCCCAAGGAAGAGGAGUACAUCGAAUGGUUCAAGAAGGCCGGCUUUAAAGACGUCAAAUUGAAGAGAAUCGGCCCCAAAUGGUACCGUGGUGUCCGGCGUCACGGCCUCAUCAUGGGUUGUUCUGUCACAGGUGUUAAGAGAGAAUCUGGCGAUUCACCUCUGCAGCUUGGUCCAAUUGCCGAAGAUGUAAGCAAACCUGUGAACCCAUUUACCUUCGCCUUGCGCUUCAUCUUGGGAACAAUUGCAGCGACAUAUUACGUGCUGGUGCCGAUAUAUAUGUGGAUUAAGGAUCAAAUCGUCCCCAAAGGACAACCUAUAUGAAGAACAGACUCGAAUUAUUUGGCCGCGAAAAAUGGAAGUAUAAUCUAUGUAAUAUUUUCUUUUGUUUGCUAUUUUUAGGCCUUUUCCUCGACUUUUCUGGUCAGCGUGUUUCUGUCUGAAUUCUAAGUCAUGCUGCCGGCCAAAAGUUUCUUGUGCUUCAUCUGAACAACACGAUGCGACUCGUUCAGCGCUGGACAGAAUGUGAUUGUGAACCUUGAAAAUAAGUUUGUUCUUCCUUUGCUGUCUGUA